Messenger RNA from Musa acuminata AAA Group (dessert banana), 12287 nucleotides. RefSeq lists its product as uncharacterized. The transcript is spliced from 16 exons. Gene Ontology annotation, biological process: protein phosphorylation; nuclear-transcribed mRNA catabolic process, nonsense-mediated decay. Gene Ontology annotation, cellular component: nucleus. Lineage: Eukaryota; Viridiplantae; Streptophyta; Magnoliopsida; Zingiberales; Musaceae. Bases 96 to 11468 code for a protein of 3790 amino acids. Gene Ontology annotation, molecular function: protein serine/threonine kinase activity; protein binding. The record is from RefSeq and is a predicted model, not a curated record.
UCGAGUCUCGACUCGGCUUUCGACUCGUCGCCGGUUUAUGAAGGCAGAGACGGAGACGUCCGAAGUAGGACUCAGUUAUUGAGGCGGAGACGGCGAUGCAAGGCCACCUCCACCACCUCCAGCAACAGCUAGCCGCUCUCCUCUCCGCCGCUCUUACUCAGCCCUCCGCGUCCGCCGCGGCCGCGGGCGGGAGCGCCGAGUCCACCCCUUCCUCCUCACCGGCUGCGACUGAAGGACCAGGCGAGAGAGGUGGCGACGCCGCUCGAAUCGCGGCCCUAGAAUCCCUUCAACGAAUCAUCCUCUACCCUCCCAAUGCCUUCGUCGUCUCCCACUCCUCCCCUUUCCUUUCCCAGGGCUUCUACCAGCUUCUCUCUGACAAGUCAUAUGCCGUGAGGCGAGCAGCAGCGAUUACCUACGGAUCCCUUUGUGCCAUUCUAGUUUCCGUUCCAAUUGGAUCUAAUGGUCCCCAAAAUCAUGUUUUGGCAUUGGCUGAGAGAUUCAUGGCUUGGGCUCUUCCUCUUCUUGGGGAGACUGAUGUUCAGAAUGGGUCUGCGGAAUUGGCAUUGGAGAGCCUUCGAGAGUUCCUUAAUGUUGGCGAUGCUAAUAGCAUCGAACGCUUUGUACCGCUGAUCCUCAAAGCAUGCCAAGAGCUUCUCGAGGACGAGAGAACCUCCCUUGGCUUGCUCCAUCAACUUCUUAGCGUUCUUACCCUGAUUUCUUUGAAAUUUGGGCAUUGCUUCCAGCCGCAUUUUGUUGACAUCGUUGACUUGCUUCUGGGAUGGGCUUUCAUGCCCGACCUCUCCGAGUCUGGUAGGACGAUAAUUAUGGAUAGUUUCUUGCAAUUCCAGAAGCACUGGCUGAACAAUUUACAGUUUUCAUUAGAAUUGCUCUCAAAGUUUCUGGGUGACAUUGAAGUUCUUAUCCAGGAUACAAGUCUUGAAUCUGGCAGCCAGCUUGGGAGGUUGCUUGCUCUCUUCUUCUGUUUCUCGACAGUUCUACGAGUCACAGCAUCAGGAAUGAUGGAAAUGAACAUACUUGAAGACGUCAGAGAACCCCUGGAGAAUAUGGCUCCCCGUUUGCUGAAAUGUAUAGCAAGUUUUGGGAGGAAGUCUGGGUCGCCAAAAUGGAUGGGAGAAUCUUGGAGAUGCUUGAUUCUUCUGGCUGAAAUACUUAAUGAAGGGUUCUCUAAAUCAUAUCCAAUUGUUAUUGAUAUUUUGUUUCAAAACUUGAUAGGAAUUCCAUCGUUGCAGAUAAAUGCAUUGGUUAAAACUAAUUUGCAACUGCUAUCUAGGCAGAAGCUGGCACUCCUUCCUUCUUCUGUAAGGUCUGUAUUAGGAUUUUAUUCUCCCUUGUCUCAGCUGCGUCUGCAUCCAAAUCACCUUGUAGUUGCAAACACUGCAGCAACUUACCUUUUCUUUCUACAACAUGGGUCCAAUGCUGUUGUUUCCCAAGCUAUUUCGUAUUUGAUUGAAGAGUUGGAGUUGUUAAAAGGCAUGCUUGGAAAAAUUCGUGGGCAUUUUGCUAAUGUCAAUGAGCUCCAGUUGGAUUUUGUGACGGAUGACCAAUUGAAAUUAGAUUUAGGUUCUGGCAAGGCCUAUUCGGAACAUGAAUUAAUUUCCUUAAUAAAGUUUGACUUAAAAGCAUUGCUAAGUUCUAUUCCUUGCGGUGCUGCUGAAAGUUUGCAGGACCAGGUUGUCAUUGACUCGCUUAGAUAUGAUAGAUCAAUGAGACUGGCAUCUUCGAUUUUAGAGAAGCUCCAUCCUUUUGAGUCCCCUGUCGACGGUUGGUUUGAGUUGCAAGUCCUUAUUGUUAAGACAUUGAACAGGUUAAGUGAGGUUGAACUUCUAAGUAAGUUCACAAUUCUGAGAGCUUCUUGGGAGAAGGUUUCUGUUAAUUCAGUUGGAAAAAGUGAAAGAAGCCUUCAAGCUAAGACUGAUCUAAUUACUGAGUAUAAAAGGAAAUAUGCUAUGUGCAUAGUUAGGGCACUUGGGGUUAAUUCACCUAUAUCUGUUAAGCUAGAAGCUCUUGACUGGAUAUGUUCAUUUGGUUGGAUGAUUACAACUUUGGAGAGCGAUGCAGACUUGAUGAUGCAAUUUUGUGAUCCACAUGCAGAUGCUGGUGUUGGCAGUGACUUACUUGUUGCAAUUUUUGAUGCAGCAUAUGUGAGGGAAUCUAAGGUGAGAUCUCGUGUUGCAUCUGUUCUGGAAGCUCUUUUGCAGGCAAGGCUAAUUGAUCAUGCAUACUUCAAUUUUGUCUCAGAAGUUGCACUUGAUAAGCUUGGCGAUCCAGAUGUAACUGUAAAAAAUGCAUUUGCCAGAGUACUAUCUGUUGUGUUGCCUUUAACAAUGUAUUCACGUGGUCUGAAUGACAGAGCUAGUAGUAUUUGUGAGUUUGUACAUUGUACUGUCAACAACUAUUACCUGAGUUGGAAGAAUGAACUUGCCUUAAAGCAGUGUUCCAGAAAGCUACACUCGCAUCAACUUGUUUCCAUCAUGAGUUACAUAUCACAGAGGUGGAAGGUGUCUCUAUCUUCUUGGAUCCAGCGAUUAGUCUUUAGUUGCCAUUGCAAAAAGGAUUCAAUUUCUAGCAAAGAGGAAACAGUUGGAGAACCUGGUAAUGGUGACAUGUGGAAGGGUGGAAAGACAGAGGAAUGUGCAGUGGAUAAAAUAUGUCCAGUGAAUAAUAUAGCUGCUGUUUGGUGGUCCAUUCAUGAGGCUGUUAGACAUUGCAUUGCUCUUCGUCUGCGAACUAACCUCGGUGGUCCGACCCAGACUUUUGCAGCCUUAGAGCGCAUGCUUUUGGACAUACCUAAUGUGCUUCUAUUAGAUGCUGAACAAACUGACAGUAAGUACAUAGCCUCGUCCAAUUCUCACUUGUUACCAAUGCGAUUGCUGCUGGAUUUUGUUGAGGCUUUGAAGAAAAAUGUUUACAAUGCUUAUGAAGGUUCUUUCAUUUUACCUGCUUGUAGUCGACAAAGUUCCGUGUUCUUCCGAGCAAAUAAGAAAGUCUGUGAAGAGUGGUUUUCUCGAAUAUGCGAGCCUAUGAUGAAUGCUGGGCUGGCAUUGCAUUGCUAUGAUGCGACCAUUCAGUACUGUUCGUUACGGCUGCAGGAUCUAAAAAGUUUAGCAACAUCAGUUUUCAAGGAAAAAGCUCGUGGGGCAUCUGUUUCUGAAAAUUUCCAUCUCAAAUCUAGGUUUGCAGGAGAUGUUAUGAAGGUUGUCCGACAUGCAUCCUUGGCCUUAUGCAGGAAUUAUGAACCAGAGGCUUUGAUUGGCCUUCAGAAAUGGGUUGCUACACAAUUUUCUGUCCUGUUUAAGGAAGACAAACAUAUUGUUUCAGGUGUAGCUGGGAACUUUGGGCAAUUUUCUUGGAUCACAGGACUUGUCUAUCAGGCUCAGGGCCAAUAUGAAAAGGCAGCUGCUUACUUUUCUCACUUGCUUCAGUCUGAAGUUGCACUAGCUCUCAUGGGUUCUGAUGGUGUACAGUUUGUUAUUGCACGUGUCAUCGAGUGUUUUACAUCGGUCUCUGAUUGGAAUUCUCUGGAAAGCUGGCUCACUGAAUUACAAUCACUUCGUGCUAUGCAUGCUGGGAAGUCUUAUUCUGGAGCUUUAACGACAGCUGGCAAUGAAAUAAAUGCUGUUCAUGCCUUGGCUCGGUAUGAUCUUGGGGAUUUUCAAGCAUCUCGGUCCUACCUGGAUUUGACACCUAAAAGUAGCUGUGAGAUUGCUCUUGAUCCUAAGAUUGCUUUAGAGAGGAGUGAGCAAAUGCUUCUACGAUCAAUGCUUAAGCGGGAUGGAUCCUUCCACAAGGUCGGGGAAGAACUGGAAAAAGCAAAGUUGAUGCUGGAUGAAGCAUUGUCUGUUGUACCUCUUGAUGGAUUACAUCAGGCAGCUGCUUGUGCCAUCCAGCUUCACUGCAUCCUUGCUUUUGAAGAAGGCACAAGAUCAAGUAACCAUGAUCAAGCUAAAAGAUCACCAUCAUUGCUAGGAUCCUUGCAACAAGUACUGCUUACUCCAAUUAGUAGAGUUUGUCAAGAUUGUAGCUUGUGGACUAAGGUUUUUAGAGUGUAUCGUACUCUAAUGCCAACUUCUUUAACAACUCUGCUUCUCUGUCAGAAGCUGCUUACUGUGGCUCGCAAACAGAACAACUUUAUGUUGGCAGACCGCUUGAGUCAAUACCUCAGAGAUCACAUUCGGAUGACUUCAGAAGGGUCUCAUUCUGAUCUUCUUGCUUUGAAGAUGCAAUAUGAAGAUAUACUACUCAAGCAUGCAAAAGGAAAUCAUGAAGAGGCUAUAUUGGACAGCUGGUCAUUCAUAGGUGAUAAUAUGCGAUCUACGGCAACUAUAUCAUCUGGAGCUGAUGGUGUUCUGAGGGCAAAGGCAUGUUUGAAAUUAUCGACCUGGUUGAGACAAGGUUUUCCAAAUCUAGAUUUUAGAAAUGUUCUUCUCAAGAUACGCCAAGAUUUCAGUGGCUGUAGCAAAUGCACUUCUUUUGCUGGAACUGGAUUGACUUCUGGUGAUGGUGUCUUAAUCACUGAUCCAGACUAUAAUCAAAUUCUUGAAGAAAUAAUUGGUACGGCUAGAAAAAUAUCCUGUAAUCUUUGUCCCACCUUGAGUAAAACCUGGCUCUCUUAUGCUUCUUGGUGUUUUGACCAAGCAAAGGGCUCCCCUCCUGCGGGUGGUGCUGUUCUACAAUCCUGUUCUCUGUCCUCUGUUCUUUGUCCAGAACUUUCUCCUGAGAGAUGCAAGUUGACAGAAGCUGAAAUGUCUGAGGUGGAAAUUAUAAUUAGGAAGAUUUUUAACAGUGAUAGAGAUGUGAAUGUUGCAAGUGGUGCAGAUGAAGACAGAUCAGAGUCCAUUUAUUUUCAGGAAAAUGAGCCACUUGUAAGUUCAUUAGUUGAGCAAGCAGCAUACAUAAUGCAAACUGCAGCUGGAUCACGUGGAUUUGAGUCUUAUGAUGGUGAGUGCCCUUCUGCUGCUGUUUCUUCCCAGCUGCAAGUGCUGUUUCUUAAUGCAAACGGUGGCAUGAGGAAACAUGACAUCUUGCCUUUUGUUGAUGAGUUGGUUGGCAUUUGGUGGUCAUUAAGGCAAAGGAGGGUCUCAUUAUUCGGACAUGCUGCACAUGGCUAUUUUCAGUACCUUUCAUAUUCUUCCAAUCUUCUAGCCUGUUCUGCUAAUGAUUUUCCAAAGGAAAAAAACAAGAGUUGCACCCUUAGGGCAAUGCUGUAUGUCCUUCAUAUUAUUGUGAAUUAUGGAUACGAGUUGAGAGAAACUUUAGAACAUGGUCUUGCUGCAGUUCCUCUAUUGCCAUGGCAGGAACUCAUUCCCCAGCUAUUUGCUCGGUUGAGUUCUCAUCCCAAACAAGUUGUCAGGAAGCAACUGGAGGGGCUUCUAUUGAUGCUAGCAAAAUUAUGCCCUUGGUCUGUUGUAUAUCCUACACUUGUUGAUCUAAAUGCUUACGACGGGCAACCACUAGAGGAGCUUCAACGCAUAUUUGACUGUUUGUUUAAACUUUAUCCAAAAUUAAUUCAAGAUGUCCAGCUAGUAAUAAAUGAGCUGGGAAUGAUAACUAUUCUAUGGGAGGAGCUCUGGCUGAGCACGCUUCAGGAUCUUCAUACAGAUGUCAUACGACGUAUAAAUAUGCUAAAAGAGGAAGCGGCUCGGGUUGCUGAAAAUCCAACACUUAGUGACACAGAAAAGAACAAGAUAAAUGCAGCCAAAUACUCGGCUAUGAUGGCUCCAAUUGUUGUGGCACUAGAGCGCCGCUUGACAUCAACAUCUCGUGAACCGAGAACAUCUCAUGAGUUAUGGUUCCAUGAAGAGUACAUUGAAAAACUGAAAUCAGCUAUCGUAAGUUUAAAAACUCCCCCUAAAUCUGCAACAGCGCUAGGAGAUGUGUGGCGGCAGUUUGAUACUAUUACAACAUCUCUAGCAACUCAUCAUCGAAAAUCAUGUGUAUCUUUAAGUGAGGUGGCUCCACAUCUGGCUUCUCUUUCAUCUUCUGAUGUUCCAAUGCCUGGCUUUGAGAAGCAAAUCUCAAUGCUUGAUUCCUCAGGAAGCUCUACAACUAGCAUCCAAGGGAUUGUUACAAUUUCCUCUUUCUGUGAACAGGUAACAAUUUUAUCAACAAAGACAAAACCUAAGAAACUCAUCUUACAAGGCUCAGAUGGUCAGAGGUACACUUAUCUUCUUAAGGGACGAGAGGAUCUACGUCUUGAUGCCCGAAUCAUGCAGUUGUUGCAAGCAAUUAAUAGUUUAUUAACUUCAUCCAAUGAUACCCGUGGUCGUGCACUUGCUAUUCGUUAUUACUCAGUGACCCCAAUCAGUGGUCGUGCUGGAUUAAUCCAGUGGGUGGAUAAUGUAACCAGCAUAUACAGUGUCUACAAGUCAUGGCAGGUACACACUCAGAUGGCUCAGGUUUCUGCAGUUGAUGCUGGCAAUAUGAAUAAUCCAAUGCCACCUGUCCUUCGUCCCAGUGAUAUGUUCUAUGGAAAAAUUAUACCUGCACUCAAAGAAAAAGGCAUAAGAAGAGUAAUCUCACGAAGGGAUUGGCCUCUUGAAGUCAAAAGAAAAGUUUUUUUGGAGCUUAUGAAAGAGACUCCAAAAGAACUUCUUUGGCAGGAAAUGUGGUGUGCCAGUGAGGGAUUCAGAGCAUUUACUUUAAAGGCCAAAAGGUUCUCUGGAAGUGUGGCAGCCAUGAGCAUGGUGGGCCACAUUCUUGGUCUCGGGGAUAGACAUUUGGACAAUAUCCUUAUGGACUUCUCCACUGGUGAAAUUGUCCAUAUAGAUUAUAAUGUAUGUUUUGACAAAGGGAGGAGACUAAAGGUUCCUGAAAUUGUCCCUUUCCGACUUACGCAGAUGAUUGAGACUGCUUUAGGAUUGACUGGAACGGAGGGUACCUUCAGGUCUAACUGUGAAGCGGUAAUGAGCAUUCUCCGGAAGAAUAAAGAUAUAAUGUUAAUGUUGUUGGAGGUGUUUGUUUGGGACCCAUUGGUGGAGUGGACAAGGGGAGAUAUCCAUGACGAAGCUGCUAUAGGUGGUGAAGAGAAAAAGGGAAUGGAGUUGGCUGUCAGUCUAAGUCUUUUUGCUUCAAGAGUUCAAGAGAUGCGUGUUCCUUUGCAGGAACAUCAUGAUCUUCUGGUGACUACAGUACCAACUGUUGAAUCAGCUUUGAAGGCAUUCUUAGAUGUGCUAAAUCAAUAUGAAGUAACAUCUACCUUUUUCUAUCAUGCUGAUAAAGAGAAAUCAAGACUUAUGCAACAUGAGACAUCUGCAAAAACAGUGGUUACUGAAGCUACUUCUAUGUAUGAAAAAACCCGGGCAUCAUUUGAAGUCCAGGUUAAUGAGUUUGCACAAUCAAAAACUGUGGCAGCUGAAAAGGCCCAAGAGGCAGCUAUGUGGAUUGAUCAGCAUGGAAGAGUGCUUGAUGCACUACGGAGUGGUUCAAUCCCGGAUGCAAAGGGGUUGUUAAUGCUAAGUGGCACUGAAGAGGCCUUAUCUCUUACUUCUGCAGUUGUCCUGUCAGGAGUUCCACUAACAAUUGUUCCAGAGCCAACACAAGCGCAAUGCUAUGAUUUGGAUAAGGAAGUUUCUCAUCUAAUAGAUGAGUUGGACAGUGGACUUUCUUGUGCAAUUGAAGCACUCAAUGAAUAUGCAUUGGCAUUGCAAAAAGUUCUUCCGCAUAGCUACAUUACAAGCAGCCCAGUAAAUGGUUGGGCACAAGUCUUGCAAUUGUCGGCAAAUAGCCUAUCAUCUGAGGCCCUGUUACUUGCUAGAAAUCAGGCUGCUGAACUUAUUGCAAAGAGCACUAGUGAAGGUUAUGACUCAGCUCGACAGAGGCAUCAGGAUCUCCUCCACAAAAUUGAACUAUGUGCAAUGGAAAUAGGAAAAAUUACUGCUGAGUGUUCAGUACUGAUGAAUUCCAUCGGAACAGAUACAGAAGCAAAAGCCAAGGAACGCCUGCUAUCUUCUUUUACAAAGUAUAUGCAGGCUGCAGGUUGUCGACAGAAUGAAGAUGAAAAGUUCAUAUCUCCUUCAGGUCAAAACAAAUGUGAUGGACUAAAAAUUGCUAAAGUGCCGGAGGAUCUUGUAGAAAAGAAAGUGAAGGUAUUUUCUGUGCUUUGCAUGGCUGUGAUUGAAUUGUAUAAGGAAAUUAUAGCAAAGAUGGUUAUAUACUCUGAUAACUUCACUCAAAAAGUUCUCUGGCGAACGAGGGAGAAUGGUUCCCGAGCUGAUUCUGGAACCACUCUUGUUGGGUUUGAAGAGCAGAUUGAGAAAUGUGUGCUAGUAGCAGUAUUUCUUAGUGAAGUUCAAGAACUGCUAGAUAUAACAUUACCAUGUACCAGUACAAGUGCUGAAGAUACAAAUCCUUCAUCUGCAGCAACUUGGGCUUCAGUUUACCAGGUUUGUCUGUGUUCAAGCAAUCAAUUGAUUGAGCAAAUGACUGAAAUUCUUCUCCCAGAGAUUAUUAGAUCAGCUGUUACCUACAAUUCGGAAACAAUGGAAGCUUUUGGAAUGCUUUCUCAGAUCCGUGGUUCUGUUGAUACAGCACUAGAGAAGCUAGUUGAGGUGGAACUGGAGAAAGCAUCCUUGUUGGAGCUGGAAAAGAACUAUUUUGUGAAGGUUGGACUCAUUACAGAGCAGCAGUUAGCUCUUGGAGAAGCAGCUACAAGUGGUCGUGAUCAUCUAUCUUGGGAAGAAGCUGAAGAGCUAGCCUCCCAAGAAGAAGCUUGUAGAGCACAGUUAGACCAACUUCAUCAAACUUGGAACCAGAAAGAUAUGCGGAAUUCUUCUCUGAAAAAGCUGGAAGCCAAUAUUAUAAAUUCAUUAAUGUCUUCUCAGCAGUACUUUACAUCUUUGAUGAACAGUGAGGAUGAGGGGGAUCUGCAUGUUAGAAGGAGCAAAGCUCUUUUAGCUGCAUUAGCAAAGCCUUUUGCUGAAUUGGAAUCAGUUGAUCAUGAGCUAGUGUCACAUGGUACUGUUCCCUCAGAUUUAGAUGAGUCAACAUAUAAACUUGCCGAUUUUGUGACAUCCAGCUCCUCAGUAUCUGAAUCUGUUUGGGGGCUUCGUUUCUUGUUGAGAGAUCAUGCUUUCUUUAUUUGGAAAGUUAGCAUCAUGGACUCUGUUCUUGAUAUGUGCUUUCAUGACAUAUCAUCUUCUGUUGAUCAUAAUGUUAGUUUUGAUCAGCUUUAUAAAAGUUUGAAAAAGAAGCUAGAGGUUCAUCUGCAAGAACUUCUUGGUCAUUAUUUGAAUGGCAGAGUUGUUCCUGCUUUCUUGGCACAAUUGAAUAAAGAAAUUGAGAAUUUGCAGCAUUUGAUGGAAGCAAGAAGAGAAUUUGCACCCGAUCAAGCAAAAAAAGAUGCGGGCGCUGUAAGGAAAAUUCGGCUUAUGCUUGAAGAAUACUCUAAUGCACAUGAAACUGUUAGGGCUGCCAGAUCAACAGUUUCUUUCAUGAAAAGGCAAGUGAAUGAACUAACUGAGGCCCUUGGGAAAACUAUUUUAGAAAUUGUUCAGUUGGAAUGGCUUCAUGAUAUGUCCUCACUCUAUCUACUGAAAAGCAAGGUUUUCUCAGGAAACAUUCUUGGCGAUGAUAAAAUUUCCCCAUUAAUUAUUAACCUUAGCCGACCAAAACUAUUAGAAAAACUGCAGUCUUCUAUGUCAUCUGUAGCACGAUCAUUAGAAUGCUUGCAAGCUUGUGAAAGGACAUCAACAUCUGCAGAAGGACAACUGGAAAGAGCCAUGGCAUGGGCUUGUGCGGGUUCGACUGCUGUUGGGACUGGCACUUCUUCUGUUAAGACUUCAGGAAUUCCAACAGAGUUCCAUGAUCAUCUACGAAGGCGAAGACAAUUGCUAUGGGCAAUUCAAGAACAGGCAGGUGAUAUUAUAAAGAUCUGCAAUUCUGUGAUGGAGUUUGAAGCAUCUAGAGAUGGCCUUUUCUGGAUACCUGGGGAGAAAACGUCUGGGCGAACUACUGCAGAUGGUAGAACAUGGCAGCAAGCUUACUUGAAUACCUUAACAAGACUAGAUGUUGCUUAUCACUCCUUUAACCGUGCUGAACAAGAAUGGAAGCUGGCAGAAAGUAACAUGGAAGCUGCUGCCAAUGCCUUGUUUGCUGCAACUAAUGAACUCUGCAUUGCCUCUGUAAAGGCAAAUUCAGCUUCAGAUGAUUUGCAAGACACCCUAGCAAUUAUGAGGGAGCGUGCAUAUGAGGCCAGUACGGCUUUAACUGCCUUUGUUUGUGUUUCUAAAGGCCAUACUGCUUUGACAUCUGAAUGUGGUUCAAUGCUCGAGGAGGUCUUGGCUAUAAUGGAGGGUGUAGAAGAUGUUUACAUCUUGGGGAAGGAGGCAGCUGCAGCACAUAGUGCACUGAUGGCAGAUCUUUCUAAGGUAAACAUGAUCCUCCUUCCUCUGGAAGCUUCACUUUCAACCGAUUUAACUGUGAUGGCUGAUGCGUCAGUGAAAGAUGAGGAAAACAAUAAAGAGAUUUCUCUUGUUCAUGGACAAGCACUGUACCAGUCUUAUAUAUUCAAACUUAGGGAAGCUUGUCCAUCUUUGGUUCCUUUCGUGCCCUCGCUGACCAGCUAUGUAAAGGAACUUCAUUCUACAUUAACCAAACUUGCACGAGUUUCAAGCCUCCAUGCUGGAAACCUUCAUAAAGCUCUUGAAGGUCUUGGAGAAAGUCAAAUUUUAAGGUCUCAAGACCUUGCUAUAUCUAGUUCUGAACCUUCAAAUGGUGCAGUUUUAUUCAAUGAUGAAGAGAAAGUGUUGUCCGGGAGCAGUGUAGAAGAUGUUGAGAAUUUGACUACAAAUGGCAAACUUGCUCUUCAUGAUGAAGGAUGGCUAUCCCCUCCGGAACACACAUACACCAGCAGCCCAGAUUCUAUCAUCUCCUUAAGUGAAGGUAGCUUCUCUGAGAAAUCAGACAACUUAGAACAGGACCUGCAUAGUAAUUCUGCUGGAGAGGACACUAGUAUGAGUGUUUCCUAUAAAAUUAUUGAUGGAUCAGAAAGCAAAUCUGUUGAGGAUCAAGAUUCUAAUUAUUCAACAGAGGAUGUUGCUAAUAGUUUGUCUUCAGUGUUACCAGCAGAUCUGGGUGACAGUUUGCAAGCCUUGUCCUUAUGUGAUGGACCUACAGUCGAGAAUGUUGGAACAUAUGACAUCGAGAAGGGAAAAUCGGUGGUGGCAAACUCUUUGAUGAGUGGAAAUGAACAUUACUCCAAUCUGGUUAACGGACAUGGUGAUAAUCUUGAUGAUUCUUCUUCAUGUUUUGGUGCAAUUAGCCGCACUACAAGGGGUAAGAACGCAUAUGCUAUAUCAGUCUUGAAGCAUGUUGAGCUCAAACUAGAUGGAAGAGGUAUUGAAGACAUCAGGUCCCUAGAAGUUCCGGAGCAAGUAGAUCUUCUUCUUAAGCAAGCAACAAAUGUCGACAACUUAUGUAACAUGUAUGAAGGGUGGACGCCAUGGAUAUGAUUAUCCGAUUGUUUUUUUUUUGCUCUCAUGUGUGGAUGCUAUUUUUGUAUGUGCAAGUUUGCCUUAUUAUAUCUAGAAAGUGGAAAGAAGAGGAGACUUAUCCAGUGAUGGACAUGCAUUACGAGAAUAUCCGAGGCUUUACUGGGGACCUACUAGAUUCAAUGCUUCAUGUCAAUAGCAAAAACAGCUGCAUCAACCAUUGCCACUUAAGACAGCUGGAUAUGCUAUCUUUGGUCCUUGGUGCAGCGCCAAGAUUGAAAAGCGCCAAAGAAGUUCCUUUGAGGCUUCCACCAAAAGCUACUCGUACAUCCAAUGACCGUCUUUGGGGGGUCUCAUUACUCCAUCCUAGCUUAAUUUCCCAUGGAGAUUCUGCUGCAGUGUUGCUUGGCACAGUUCCUGUUAUUGUCUCUACAAUGCCUAACUUGGUAUGUUAUCGGGACAGCCAAAUUUGCAGAGCUGAAUGAAAUGGGCACUGCAGCGUUUUCAGGGAGUUUGAAUCCAAGGUGUUAGAAGAGCAGAAACAGAUCGAACUAGUCCAUCCGGACUAGCUUUUUUUCAGUCACCUGGAUUUGACCCAGGCAACUGCCUAUGCCCUGCACUGAAGUUGAUGUGUCCUUGCUUGUCGAUGGCCUCGGCACGUAGAUUGAGGUGAGUUGGGAAACUAAUCUUACAAGGUGUUUUGAAUUCUUGUAUAUAUCUACAUGUCUUGGUUAUGCUCUGUGAAUAAGAUUGCUGGUUGCUUUUCAACUCAGGCUUUGAUCUGAAAGCCUUUCUGAAAUACUGCAUUCCUGUUCAUCAUAUUCUUUUUCUCCCGACAAA